Letharia columbiana is the source of this 441-nucleotide messenger RNA. RefSeq lists its product as uncharacterized. The record is from RefSeq and is a predicted model, not a curated record. The transcript has a single exon. NCBI's taxonomy places the organism in Eukaryota, Fungi, Ascomycota, Lecanoromycetes, Lecanorales, Parmeliaceae. The coding region runs from base 1 to 441 and encodes 146 amino acids.
AUGCACCUCUCCCACCUUCCCCAAACCCUCCUCAUCCUCCUCCUCGCCCUCGCACCCACCGCCCUCACCCUCCCAGACCCUCUCCGCCCACAACACCAAAUCGUCCUCGACCCCCGCUCCCCCGAAGCCCGCCAGCAGCGCCUCGAGGCAUGGAAGGCGCAAAAACCGAUGCACACCACCGCCCUGCUCGCCGGCGCCGCCGCCACCGCCGUCCCGGAAGCGCAGGUUCGAAACGGGAGGAGGAGGGAUCUGAGCGGUAUCACGGGGGAGAAGGGGAUGUGGAUACCGGUUGGGAUUUGGGACGGUGGGGAUGAGGUGGAUGGGGAGCGGGGGCGCGAAGUUGGGGACGUGGGAGGGGGAAGGGGUUGGUGUUGGGGCUGGAGGAUGGGGUUGAGGGUGUGGAGGGUGAUGGGGGGUGUUUGGGGUGAGGGAUGUGGUUGA